AUGGUUGCUGCUAUACCAAUCUCACUGGAGCUUUCAGAAACAACAGAAUGCUUCCAAGACAUGACUGUGAAAAGGACAGUCACAUUGGUUAUCAUUGCCUGGGGGGGCCGCCGAGGGUGCAGGGACGAGGGGGGCGAGGAGCAGGAGCCGAGCAGCGACAGCGCCUCGGCGCAGCAGGACCUGGACGAGGUCAAGUCGUCGCUGGUCAAUGAGUCGGAGAACCAGAGCAGCAGCUCGGACUCAGAGGUGGAGAGGCGCCCGCAGCCCACCCGGGACGCUUUCCAGAAGCCGCGGGACUAUUUCGCCGAAGUGAGAAGGCCCCAGGACGGCGCGUUCUUUAAGGGCCCCCCCUACCCUGGGUACCCCUUCCUGAUGAUCCCGGACCUGAGCAGCCCGUACCUCUCCAACGGACCCCUGUCUCCCGGAGGAGCGCGCACGGAUUGGGGCAGAGACUGUGUCUUCUAUAGGUGGACUUCAUUUUCAGAAGCAUCCAGAAUUUUCAACAAAAUUCUGGGAACUAAAAUGGUGCCUGGAACUGUGCUGGGAACUGGAGAAGAAGGGAAGAGGAAGAAAAACACAGGCUUCACCCUCCAGCAGCCCAGCAAGACAGGGGGACAACGAACAAGUUCUUGGGUUUUAGAUGAGAAAGGAGACUAUAUGUAUGAACAGAAAACUGGAAAACAGUAA
Galeopterus variegatus (Sunda flying lemur) is the source of this 687-nucleotide messenger RNA. RefSeq lists its product as uncharacterized. Bases 1 to 687 code for a protein of 228 amino acids. The transcript is spliced from 5 exons. Gene Ontology annotation, cellular component: beta-catenin-TCF complex. Gene Ontology annotation, biological process: canonical Wnt signaling pathway; regulation of transcription by RNA polymerase II. The record is from RefSeq and is a predicted model, not a curated record. Gene Ontology annotation, molecular function: RNA polymerase II cis-regulatory region sequence-specific DNA binding; DNA-binding transcription factor activity, RNA polymerase II-specific. Lineage: Eukaryota; Metazoa; Chordata; Mammalia; Dermoptera; Cynocephalidae.